Messenger RNA from Bombina bombina (fire-bellied toad), 734 nucleotides. RefSeq names its product ATPase H+ transporting V1 subunit G3 (gene ATP6V1G3). The transcript has 3 exons. Gene Ontology annotation, biological process: proton transmembrane transport. The record is from RefSeq and is a predicted model, not a curated record. Gene Ontology annotation, molecular function: proton-transporting ATPase activity, rotational mechanism. Gene Ontology annotation, cellular component: vacuolar proton-transporting V-type ATPase complex. Bases 114 to 470 code for a protein of 118 amino acids. NCBI's taxonomy places the organism in Eukaryota, Metazoa, Chordata, Amphibia, Anura, Bombinatoridae.
GCAGGUUUCCUUGUUGUGACAGCAAACAGGGCCCAGAUGGCUGAUAAAGAGAGAGCGCUUAUAGGUGACUUGGUGACAAGCAACGGGCACAGACAAGCAGGUACCCAGCAAGAAUGGCCAGCCAGUCCCAGGGCAUACAGCACCUUCUGCAGGCAGAGAAACGUGCCAAGGAUAAGCUUGAGGAGGCCAAGAAACGAAAAAACAAAAGACUAAAACAAGCAAAAGAAGAGGCGACAGCAGAGAUAGAUCAGUACAAGCUGAAGAGAGAGGGGGAAUUUCGGCGCAUUCAGACCUCGAUAAUGGGAACGCAGGGUAACCUGGCAGUGAAGAUUGAGGAGCAGACAGCUGAGAAAAUCCAAAUGCACUCAUCUGCCUUCCAGAAGUACAAGGAGAAAGUGUUAAAGGAAUUGCUGGAUAUGGUCUAUGAUAUUAAACCAGAAAUCCAUGUAAAUUACAAAAACAAACUGUAGCUACACAAUUAAAUGAACCCCGCAGUGCCAAAGGGUUUUUAUUGGACAAACACAAUGUGUAUUGCAGGCAUAAUUAGUGCACAUCAGAGGACGCUUCUUGUUUUCUGACAUUACUUUGAAAUCCUGGUAUAAAAAGCUGAAAAUGUCCCUUUACCAUUUUUCCUUUUAGAAUUAAUUCCGGCCACGUAGAAUGUGUCACGUGGAUUUUACACUGACUGAAAAUGUCACCAUUUCCUAAUAAAUUAUUUUCUGCACCGUUCAAAA